Molecule: messenger RNA, 492 nt
Organism: Triticum turgidum subsp. durum (durum wheat)
Lineage: Eukaryota; Viridiplantae; Streptophyta; Magnoliopsida; Poales; Poaceae
Source: the annotation of a GenBank genome assembly
AUGGCCUCGUCCUCCGCGCUGAUCGCGCUCCUUGUUGUCCUUGGCUGCGCUGCGGCGGCCUCCGCGGCCACGUUCACCGUCGGAGAUGGGCAAGGGUGGACGACCGGCGCCAACUACGCCACCUGGGCCAGCGGCAAGACCUUCGCGGUUGGAGACAAGCUCGUGUUCAACUACGCGAGCCAGGCCCACACAGUGACCGAAGUCACCAAGAGCGAGUACGACGCCUGCUCCAGCAACGCCAACGGUGACAACAGCGGCGCCACCACCAUGACCCUCAAAGCCGGCGCGAACUACUACAUCUGCACCAUCGGCACCCACUGCGCCGCCGGCAUGAAGCUAGCCGUCACCGCCGGCGACUCCAGCCCCGGUACCCCCGCGGCGGGGACGCCGCCCACCACCCCGUCCGGGUCCGGCGGCUCCCGCGUGCGCAUGGAGGCCGGCCCCGUCCUCGCGGCCACCGCCGGCGUCCUCCUCAAGCUCGCCCUCUUCUGA